Molecule: messenger RNA, 981 nt
Organism: Lachnellula hyalina
Lineage: Eukaryota; Fungi; Ascomycota; Leotiomycetes; Helotiales; Lachnaceae
Product: Short chain dehydrogenase
Exons: 2
Source: RefSeq, a predicted model, not a curated record
AAUCUCACCAUCAUCCUCGGACAGACAGAUUUCACCAUGGUUCAAUCUGAUUUGCUGCAGUAUCUCAAGGGGCAGAUUUUGGAAACACCGCCUCUACCAGCGGUAGAUCUCAGAGGUCAAAAUAUUGCCAUCACUGGUGCGAAUUCUGGUCUUGGGUUUGAGGCUGCGAAACACAUAUAUAAAUUGAAUGUCUCUCACCUCAUUCUCGCAUGUCGGAGCCUUGAAAAGGGGGAAACUGCGCGGCAAAAAAUCAUGGCAUCGAGUCGACUUGAUUCGCCAGGCAAAGUGGAUGUUUGGCAACUCGACAUGUCCGACUAUAGCUCAGUGCUUGCUUUCGGGAAUCGCAUAAACGGCCUUACGACGCUCGACACUUUCAUUACCAAUGCUAGAAUCGAUACGGCCGAAUUUGUGAAAGUUGAAGGGCACGAAUCCACUCUUAUAGUCAAUGUAAUCUCGACCCUUUUAAUCGCCAUGUUGGUGAUUCCCAAGCUUCGCGAGAGCUCCAAGGUUCAGAAGAAGCCUUCACAUCUUGUCUUCACCGGCUCUGUGGUCCACAUUUAUGCCAAGCACAAAGCUCUGUGUGAGCCCAAGACAGGACAGAUUUUUAAGACCUUGGAUGAUGAAAAUACCGCAAAUAUGGCCGACCGAUAUAAUUUGAGCAAGCUUGUGCUGCUGCUGGGAUUUCGAAAAUUGGCAGAAGAAGUAAAUCGCUCGGAGCCGGGACAGACCUCUGUCAUUCUCAACUUCGUUCAUCCAGGAUGGUGCAAGACCGAGCUAUUCAAAACAAAUGACGGUGGCGUGAGCGGCCGGUUUGCUCUCCGCUUGAUGGGUAGAACUUCUGAAGAGGGUGGUCGAACAUUGGUGCAUGGAGCUGUGGCUGACGAGAAAUGUCAUGGGAAAUAUCUGGCCGAAUGUCGUGUCAAGCAAGAAUCUAGCUGGGCGAGAAGUGAUGAAGGGCAUCAGGACCAGGAACGGUUAUGA